This is a messenger RNA of Neopsephotus bourkii (Bourke's parrot), 12160 nucleotides long. It is a transcript of the gene AKAP9, whose product is annotated as A-kinase anchoring protein 9. Gene Ontology annotation, biological process: regulation of ventricular cardiac muscle cell membrane repolarization; signal transduction; maintenance of centrosome location. Gene Ontology annotation, molecular function: DNA binding; protein kinase A regulatory subunit binding; potassium channel regulator activity. Gene Ontology annotation, cellular component: cis-Golgi network; Golgi stack; synaptic membrane. The coding region runs from base 164 to 11605 and encodes 3813 amino acids. The record is from RefSeq and is a predicted model, not a curated record. NCBI's taxonomy places the organism in Eukaryota, Metazoa, Chordata, Aves, Psittaciformes, Psittacidae. The transcript has 49 exons.
UUAAUAUUUUCAAGUAUUGCCUGAAUUCUCAGAAACAGAUGAAAAAUGUAUAAUAUUUUUAGUGUGCAAUCAUUGUAAAUAUUUUAAUAUUUUAUUUUAGCCAGAAAGUGAAAUUUCCACCACAGUAGAAGAUUACAGUUCUGAGGUAAAUGGUUGCAGUUUUAUGACAAGAACAGCUUUACCUGCAGACUUAAUCAGGGAAGAAGACUUUGGAGUUGGAGAGAUCUGUUCUGAGCAUGGAAUGCAGCACUCUCACACGCAGCUAGAGGUGAUGGAGAAUGAAUUGGCUGGGAAACAACAAGAGAUUGAAGAGCUAAGCAAAGAGCUAGAAGAAAUGAGGGCAGCAUAUGGUACAGAAGGAUUGCAACAGCUGCAGGAAUUUGAAGCUGCUAUCAAAAAAAGAGAUGACAUUAUCACUCAGCUCACUACUAACCUACAGCAGGCACGGAAAGAAAAGGAUGAAACUAUGAGGGAGUUCUUGGAGCUUACUGAACAAAGUCAAAAACUGCAAAUUCAGUUUCAGCAUUUGCAGGCAAGUGAAGCCCUAAGGAACACCAGCCAUAGUUGCACAGCUGCUGAUUUAUUGCAAGCCAAGCAACAGAUAAUAUCACAUCAGCAACAGCUAGAAGAACAAGAAUAUCUGCUGAAGAAUUACCAAAUAAAGAAUGAAGAAUUUGAACUGCAGAUUACGCAUCUUCGAGACAAAAUCACCACAUAUGAAGUGGAAAAACAAAAGAAUGAGGGAGAAGAUUUAAGUAAACUACAAGAAAAAGAAGCAUUAGUUGAAGAGCUGGAAGCAAAACUCGGAGAAGAAGAAAAAAAGUCAUUUGAGCUGAAGGAAAAAUUAUCAGAUGUCAGUAAAUUACUUGAAGAAUCGAAAGAACAGAUUUCUCUAAAGAUGCAGGAGAUAAAUAAUAUGAGAGCUGAACUUACUACCUACAAACAGAAAGAAAGACAAUGUUCUGAUGAAAUAAAACAGCUAAUGGGAACUGUAGAAGAAUUGCAGAAACGAUGUUACAAAGAUAGCCAGUCUGAAGCUGACAUUGUGCAAAGAAUGGAAUUAGAAACACAAAGGAGACUGGCACAACUUCAGGCUGAAUUAGAUGAAAUGCACGGCCAACAGAUUGUACAAAUGAAGCAAGAAUUAAUUAAGCAACAUGCAAUGGAAAUGGAACAGCGUCUUUCACAACAAAAGGUAGAAUUGGAAAAAACUUCAAGCCUGUCUUUGAAUGAGAAUGUUAAUAAAGAUCAAAUGCAUUUAAUGACUAUUAAAAUUAAUGAAAUGAAUGUAAAAUUGCAAGAUGCUGAUAAUGAAAGGAAAAGAAUAAAGCAAGAAUUGUUGCAACAGAUGGAAGUCAUUUCAGCAGAGAGGUCUCUUCAGCAAACUAAAAUUGAAGAUCUUCUCCAAGAACUGAAUUUUUCAAGAGAACAGGUUCAAAGAGCCAAACAAAAUAUAGUGGAUAUGGAAUGUAAAUUAAAUGAAGCUGAAAAACACCAGUUUAUGAUUGAAGAUUUGAAAACUCAGCUGGCUUCUGCCUCUGAAUUUAGAAAGGAAUUGGAAUUAAAACAUGAGGCAGAAGUCACAAAUUACAAAAUAAAACUUGAAAUGCUGGAAAGAGAGAAGGAUGCAGUUUUGGACAGGAUGGCAGAAUCUCAAGAAGCAGAAUUGGAAAGACUGAGAACAAAUCUUCUGUUUAGUCAUGAAGAGGAACUUUCCAGACUUAAAGAAGAUUUACAAAAAGACCACAUGGUCAACAUGGAAAGCCUUAAGGAUAACUUGAAUAUGCAUCAUAAGCAGCAGUUAGAUGAGGUACAAAAUGAAAUGAGUCGAAAGAUAAAAGCUGUGCAAUAUGAAAAUGACAACUUACUCGCCAAGCAAAAUCAGUUGAUACUAGAGAUUUCAAACCUUAAAGAUCUACAGGAGUCUGUUGUAAAUUCUAAAUGUGAAGAAAUGACACUUAAAAUCCAUGAGAUGCAGAAUGAGAUUGAAGUGCUUAGGCAAGAGGAAAAAGAAAAAGGUACCCUUGAACAAGAAAUUCAGGAGUUGCAGCUGAAAACUGAGUUGAUGCAGGAACAAAUGAGGGAGAGAGAAGAUAGCCUUCAAAAAAAAUGUUCUGAACUUGAAACACAAAAUAACCUUCUUAAGGGGGAAAACAAAACUCUGGAAGACAAAUUAAAAGGCAUGCUGAUAGGCUCUGAAGAGAAUGUUAUUUUUAACAGUGUUAGCUCUAAUUCAGAAAUUUUGGACUUACAAAAAAGAAUAGAAAAGCUGAUUACUGAAAAUGAGCAACUUAAAAACCAAAACAGUCAACUCCAAGAAGAUACUGAAAGGCAGAAGAGUGCCUUUGCAUUUACUGAGAAAAAACUUGAAGCUAGUUACAAAGAGCUGCAGAAAGAAUGUGCUACUCUUCUGAAGGCAAAAACGGAUUUAGAAGAGGAUAAGAAAAAGCAGGAAGCUGAAUAUAAAAUCAAACUCAAAGAGUUGAAUGAAAAACUUCACUAUUUACAAAGCAAUAGAUCAGUUCUAUCUAAAACUAAAACUUCUGGUUUUGAAGGGAGUAAAGAAAUCAAGGCGUCUAGGGUAGACACAUUUGAGGCUGGAGACUUUGUUGAGAAAGAUGUGACAGAACUGAUGGAAAAGCUUGAGGUUGCCCAGCAUGAGAAACUGGAAUUAUCCCUGAGACUUUCCAGUGUCGCUGAACAGUUGAAGUCAAAACAUAAUGAAAUUUGUCAUUUAAAUGAAAAAGUUAAAUCCUUAAAAGAUGAGAAAGAACAAGUUCUAGCAAAAUGUAAAGAACUAGAAGUCAUAAUUAGCCAUGUACAGAGGGGAAAUAGUAGUAGUAAUUUUCCUAAGACAAAAUGUUCUAAAGGAAAAUCUCUAAAAACUUCUGCUCCAGCAUCUGAAAGUAGAAGUAAAACUGCUGGUCCAAGGAAUAAAGUUGAUGAAGGAAUAAAUGUAAGAGGAAAUCUAGGUUCAGGUAAAGAUAUCAGUCAUGAAGUGACGAAAAGAAAGGAAGUUCAGCAAAUGUUGAAACCAGAACAGUCUCUUGUAGAACAUUUGCAUGGGAUGACAGACAGGCUGUCUGAUGAAACAUCGUCAAUAGCUGUUACCCAGAGUGAAAAGAAUCUUCAGCAGCAGGUGGAUGCCUUAAAAUCAGAACAGACUGAUUUACAGCUACAGAUGGAAGCACAGCGCAUUUGCCUGUCUCUGGUUUAUUCAGCUCAUGUGGACCAGGUUCGUGAGCACUUGAAAGCAGAAAAAGAGAGUGCACUUUGCAGUCUUAAGGAGGAACUUGUGCAUAGUCAUCUACAAGAGAUGAAUGAUCUGAAAAAAAUGCAUCAGCUGGAGCUCCAGACAUUGAAAAUUCAACAAGCAGAUGAUGAAGUCAAAUCUACACAAAGACUUAUAGAAAAGCUAAAUGAAGCUGUGACUGAGGAAUGUUCUAGGCUUGCUCAGGUUUUGUGUGACACUCAGAAUGAACAUUCUUCAGCUGCUAUAGAAGUUGGCAGUAGGGAGCAGGAUAUUUUCCAUAGACCUCCUGCUGUGAAAGAACAACUGAGUGUAGAAUUACCAGUACACAGAGGUCAAGCUCAAGUCCCUGGUUAUCUGUGUAAUUUAGUGGUACAAGAACGUAUGGAUGAACUUCUACACAAGAUAACGGAAGAAUACAGUAGGCUGAAAGCACUUCAAACACAGCUGAUGAAGGACUGUAAACAGGUCAAAAAACCAUGGCUGUCUUCUCCAGAAAGGAGAAAAGAAGAGCAACGCAGUCAUCGGGAAACAGGAAAGGAAUGUCUGCAGACCACUUGGCAGGAUCUAAUGGAUCCUACAAUUCAAGAAUACUGUUUGAGGGAGAUAGGAAACCUUAAAACACAACUUGAAGAACAGCAUACUCAAGAACUGGAACACCUCCGGUCCUAUUUCCAACAGCAGCUGAAAGAAAGUGAAGAGAGAUACACUACAGAGAUUGUCCGUCUGCAAGAUAAGCUUCAUAGUGCUGGGGUAUCCUCUGACCAUAUGAGUGUAUUCACAAAUCCAGAAAUAAAACUAAAAGAAGUCUUCAGGAAAGUGAAGUGCACUGAAAAUCUUCAUCAGCAGAGAACAGAUGAAGCACUGGAGCUUCCUAGUGAAAUUGAAAUGCAGAAUGAUCUGGAUGCUGUUCAGUUGCUAGAAAAACAGUACCAAGAAAGAUUAGAAGAAGAAAUAGCAAAGGUAAUCGUGUCAAUGAGUGUAGAACUUGCCAAACAAACUGAAUUGUCGGGAGUUGCUAGGCAGAAGGAAGAAGCAGAAACACAAACUGUAUAUCAACAGGGAAUGCAUUUUGAAAUCAAAAAGCAAUACAGUGAAGAGGUUGACAGCCCUUUCAGAAAAGCAACAGGAAAAGAGAAUAAGAAUGAAGAACUGAAGUCACUUUGCAAGGAACUCAGUGAAGAGUCUGGUGAGAUCAACUCGCUUGGAGAACAGCUUCAUCCUAAUAGCAAGCCUAGUUGUGUAUUAGGACAGACUACACAUGAAUCAGUGAUUUCUGAAGAACUUCUAUCUCAUGUUGAAGGUCUUAAAGCAGAAGUAACACCACACUACGGUGAGAUGACAGCACCAGACACAGAAACAGCAAGUCAGCUGUUGUUAUAUGAGGAACGUUUGGAAGACAUGAGACAGGAGCUGGUACGGCAAUAUCAGGAACAUCAGCAGGCAACGGAAUUACUGAGGCAAGGACACAUGCAGCAAAUGGAACGUCAAAAAGAAAAUCAAGAGCAACUCUUAGCAGAGCUUGAGAGUCUUAAAGUGCAAUUAGCUGAGCAUGUCUCAAUGGAGAAUGACAGCCUGGUUGCAGAGAGAGAGAGAAUGCUUUUAGAAGAACUGGAAUCAUUAAAACAACAUUCUGCUUCCGGAAGAGAAAAGCUGGCUUGUGAGCUUCGAAACAACAGCACACAAACAGAGAAUGAAAAUGAAAACCCAAACGACAUGAGAGAGCAGAUCUUUGAGCAUGAAGAUGGAGGAAGAAAGCAUGAUGAAACAUCUUCAGCUCUUCUUUCUAAAGAAAGGGAUGCUUUUCAGAAGGCUAAUGAAAAACUCAUGAAGAUUCUUUUAGAAGUUGUGAAGACAACUGUGGCAAUGGAGGAGACAAUUGGUCGCCAUGUGCUUGGGUUACUGGAUCAGUCUGGAAAAGGCCAGCCUUCCAAACCAGUUGGAUGGGGCACAGAGACAGAGGAGUCAGUAAAACCCUGUAUCACUGUGGGGUAUGAAAAAGACUCCUGUUCCUCGUAUCAUGGUAGUAGUAUGGGAGAUGAUGAUACUAACAUGUGGUCAGGAGCAAUGGAUGAAGGACUGCUGAGCCAACAUCUUGCAGAAAAUGGAGUGGAAAUAGAUCCUGAAAAUGAAGAACUCAUUCUGAAUAUUAGUUCUCGUCUACAAGCAGCUGUUGAAAAGCUUCUGGAAGCUAUCAAUGAAACUUCGAAUCAGCUUGAACAUGCUAAAAUUACUCAGACAGAACUCAUGCGAGAGUCCUUCAAAAGGCAACAAGAGGCCACAGAGUUUAUCAAGUAUCAGGAAGAACUGCAAGAACAUCUUAAUGAAGAAACCAAAGCCAGAGAGCAGUUGGCUUUGGAGCUUAGUAAAGCUGAAGGCCUCAUUGAUGGUUAUGCAGAUGAAAAAGCAUUUCUGGAAAAACAACUCCAGGAAAAAAUAGAUGUAAUUGACCAUCUUGAGCAAGAACUACUGUGUACAGGUAACAAAUUACAGGAGUUAGAGGCUGAACAGCAGCAGAUCCAGGAAGAAAAGGAACUGCUUUCCAGACAGAAGGAUGCCAUGAGAGCAGAUGCAGGACCAGUCGAACAGCGCCUAGUAGAUGCUGCAGUCGAUGCAGCUUCCCAAGCAGAAUUACUGGAAGAAACAGAAAAGCUGAUGAAAGAAAAAAUUGAAGUACAGCGUCAAGCUGAAAAAGAAUAUGGUGACCUUCAGAAGCAAGUGAAAGUCUUGGAAAUAGACUUGGAAGAACAGGUCAAUCGUUUCAUAGAGCUAGAACAAGAAAAAAAUGCAGAACUAAUGGACUUAAGGCAGCAAAACCAGGCUUUGGAGAAGCAGCUUGAGAAAACAAGAAAAUUUCUAGAUGAGCAAGCAAUUGACCGAGAACACGAAAGAGACGUAUUCCAACAAGAGAUCCAGAAGCUGGAACAACAGCUUAAGAUUCCACAAAGGAGUCAGCCUGUCAAUGAACAUCAAACCAGAGAGGUUGAACAGUUAACAAAUCAUCUAAAAGAAAAAACAGACAAAUGCAGUGAGCUUUUACUCUCUAAGGAGCAACUUCAGAGAGAUAUACAAGAACAAAAUGAAGAAAUUGAGAAACUAGAAUGCAGAAUAAGAGAACUGGAGCAAGCCUUAAUCAUCAGUGCAGACAACUUGCAAAAGGUGGAGGAAAGGAAACAGUUUGGCACCAUCAUAGUAAAGGGAGAAUUACCUCUUGAAGUGCAACUGCAAGCUGAACGAGAAGCUGUGGACAGAAAGGAAAAGGAGGUGACAAACCUUGAAGAACAACUGGAACAGUUCAGAGAGGAGCUAGAAAACAAAAAUGAAGAAGUGCAGCAAUUGAACAUGCAACUAGAAAUUCAGCGAAAGGAGGCUACUACACGCUUGCAAGAACUUGAACAGGAGAACAAAUUAUAUAAGGACGAAAUGGAAAUCCUGGGGCUAGCUAUCCAGAAAUCUGAAAAAUCCACCAUAAAGGACCAUCACUUAGUGGCUGGGAGGCUCGCUCACAUCAUGCGAGAAAAGGAGCAGGAAGUAGAUCAUCUUCAUGAGCAAAUAGCUAAACUCCAACAGCAACUUGAAGCCACAACUGAUAACAAAGUUGUUGAAGAGCAGAAUGAACAUAUUCGGGAGCUUGAAGCCCAGGUAGAAUGUCUGAAAAGUGAUCAAGAGUGUGUGAAGAAGAAAAAUUACGAGGAAGUAGAGCAGUUGAAUGAUGUUAUCGACAAGCUUCAGCAGGAACUGGCAAAUAUUGAGCCAACAGUACCUGCGGAUUUUGCUGCUUUACAGGAAGAUGCUGACAGUCUAAAACACACCCUUGAAACAGUUCUGGCAGAAAAGGAAGCUUUGGAGAAGCAAGUAGAAAGUGCAAAUGUAGAGGCAUCUCAAGCAAAGAAUGAGCUUGAGGAAACUAAGUUAAAAAUGAACCAGCUAAAGCAAGAAAUAAGUAUGUUAAAAAAAGAGCAUGAAAGAAUAACAGAGAAAUAUAAGUGUGCACUGAUGAAAGGUGAUAGGGAAAAAACAGAAGAUGGGGGCACUGAAAAGGUGGAAGAAGGCUUACGUGAGAAGAUAGGGUUGCUAGAUCAAUCCCAGCUUGCGUCUUCAGGUGAGAGCACAGGAGUCGCUAUUAGCAAGAUGGAGGUACAGCUGCAGCAACUUCAGGCAUGCAUUAAGGAAAAAGAUUCAGAACUGUGCCAGUCCUACAAUGAAAUAAAAGCCCUGAAAGAGCAAGGCAAAGCUGAAAGACAAACACUUAAAAAGAGAAUAUUAGAACUAGAAAAGAUACUGGUGGAAAAUGUUGCUGCUGCUCUUGUGAGUCAGGUUCAGCUGAAUGCAGUUCAAGAGCAAAGGAAAUACAUGCAGGAAAUGCAGGAAUCUUCAAAAUACGUAGAAGAAGCAAGCAAGAAUGCCCAAACAGAAGGUUUGAGUGAUAGAACUGAAAAUGAGAUGGGAUCAAAAUUCUCAGUCUUAAAACAGAGGCUUAGUGAGAUGGAGGAUCAACUAGCAACCGUAAAUCAGACCUUGGAGAUAGAAAAAGAAAACGUAAGAGUUGCACAAAAGGAAGCUAAAGUGAAAGAAGAAAGACUCUUAGAACUUCAACAAUUACUAGAAGAGGUUCAAGAAAAGCACAAAGGAGAGAUUCAGAAAUACAUUAAGCAAGAAGAAAUGCAGACAUGUCAGGUAGGGGCACAACUCCUGGGAAGUCAAAAAGAAAAUGUGCUUAUUAAUGAACUUGAACUAGAGCAACUUAAAGAAGAGGCAGCUGCUGCGAAGGAAGAACUGAACAGUUACAGAGAAAAGUCAGAAAAACUUCAGCAAGAGCUAGCAGUGAAAGAAGCAAGUCUGAUACACCUUCAGGAAGACCUGUGCAAAGUCAAAGAGAAUCUAGUUCAAGCAGAAGAGAGACUUGCAAGUUAUGUGAGAAAAGACAAGGAAAUGGCAAAACCUGAAAGCAAAAAGGAUGCAGAAAUAGCAUGUGAUUUGUUAGACAGUGAGCCUACUCCAUUUAGAAAAAGCUCAUCCUCACAGACAGACAAGGCUAUGGAAAUAAACAGCUGUAUCCAGACUUUACCAGUCCUUGUUAAAAAUGCAGAAAUCCAAAAUGAUCUGCAAAGUGGGUAUUCUUCAGAAGAGAUUGCAGAGAUCAUAAGAGAAUUUACUGAUAAAAUUGACCAAAUGCAAGAACUCCAUGCUGCUGAAAUCAUGGACAUGGAGACAAGACAUAUCUCUGAAUCUGAAGCAUUAAAAAGAGAGAAGUUUGUGGCAGUGCAAGUACUGACUGAAGAAUGUAAUACUUUAAAGGAAGUAAUAGAAAGUCUACAAGGUAAAGAGGGAAUCCCAGUUUCUGGAUUAACAUGUUCUCCACCAUGUCAAGGUAGAGAUGGAGGUUCCAGUGACUCCAGUUCAGACUGGAGUCAGGGAAUGUAUCUUGCUCAGACCCAGGGAUCUGACACGAUAUCUGAAGGAAUAGAUGAAGGUGAAACUUCAACAGAUUUACUUCCAAAAAAAAUUAAGGGUUUGCUGCGAGCAGUCCAUCAUGAAGGCAUCCAGGUGCUGUCUCUCACUGAAUUUCCAUAUGGUGAAAGGGAGAUGACACCUCUUAAGCAAGAGCCCGAAUCUUGGCUUGAGGAAAGGAAAGCUUUUCUAAGCACCAUUUCAUCUUUGAAAGACCUAAUUGCAAAAAUGCAACUUCAUAGAGAAGCUGAGAUUUAUGCAAGUGCUGAAUCUCCUGAAGGUGUCUCAGACUGGCGAGGAGAACUUCUGCAUGCUAUUCAGCAGCUUUUUGUGAGAGAACAAAAUGUUCUUCUUGCUGCGUUUCAAACUGAACUUGCAGAACUGGGCACAAGAGAUGCAGUGAUAUUGAUGAAUCAGUUAGAGCACAGACUGCAGGAGCAGGCUACUAACCAGAGAGCAGCAAUGGACUGUCUUCAAAGUGCAGACAGAAGAAGCUUGCUAAUGGAGAUUCAAGUCUUACAUGCUCAGAUGAACAGUAAGAAAAAUAAUCCAAAGAGAGAACAAGAAAUGGAUUCAAAAAGCCAAGAAAUGCUGGAGUAUAAUAUGCAGCAGAAACAGUCACAGAUACUGGAGAUGCAAGUGGAGCUCCGGAGUAUGAAGGACAGAGCAGCUGAGCUUCAGGAACAGCUGAAUUCAGAGAGAAUGAUGGGUGCUGAGCUGAAGAAUGAACUCGCACAAGCCAAGCUAGAACUUGAAGCAACCCUUAAAGCACAGCACAAGCACUUCAAGGACCUAGAAACCAUCAGGACUGAAGUUAAAGAAAAGGCAUGUGAACUAGAUGUUCUCAAGGAUACAAUGGCCAGCGAACAGAAGAAAUCAAGAGAGCUACAGUGGGCUUUGGAAAAGGAAAAAGCUAGAAUGGAACGCAGUAAGGAAAGAGGAAGAGAAGAGCUUGAGGAUUUGAAAUUUUCACUUGAAGAUCAAAAGCAGAAGAACUUAGAGCUAACUAAACUCUUGGAGCAAGAGAAGCAGCUGUCAACUGAUCUGCAGCAGAAAAUUGAAUCCCAAGAAGUGCUGAGUGCUGCCCAGCUGUCACGUGAGCGGGGCCGUAAUUCUGAGUUGCAGGUGCUUCUUGAGUCAGAGAAGGUUCGAGCUCUCGAAAUAAGCAGUGCCCUAGAAAGGGAAAAGGAACUGUGUGCUCAGCUUCAAAGUGCUGAAGAUAAGGGGCAAGCUGGAGCACCUAAUCCGUCUGAGGAAUUACUUAAAGAGCUGCAGAAGCAAAUGGAUGAAAAGCAUGACCGUGUAGUGGAGUUAGUAAGUGAGAUGGAGAAAUAUAAACUGGAAUCUGUGCAAGUGAGGCAGCAAAUGGAAAAGGAAAGGCAGAUCCAGAGGAAAGCAUUACAGGCAGAACAAGAUGCUAACAUAAUAGCACAGAAGAAACUCCAUGAACUGGAGUCUAAAGUAGAAGACCUUCAGUGGCAGCUUGGAGAAAAGAAGCAAGAAGUUCUUAAAUUAGGGAAUGAAACAAAGAAGUUGCAGGAAAUAAUCCAAGAACUGCAGAAACAAGAGCAGGAGAAUGGAGGAAGGAAGGAAGCUGAAAGGACACCAAGCCACAAUACAAAUGAGACGACCUGGGAUACACCUAAUGACAGAACAAGAAAAUGGGUUCUCCAGCAGAAAAUGGAAGGAGCUGAGACCAAUGAAUCGACCUACCCCACAGUGACGGGAGCAGGAGAGCUCUCUGCUGCUAGUGAAGUUCUGCAGAACAUCAGGCAAAAGCUGCAGAAUGCAUUUCCAAAGCUGAAGCAGUUGGCUCGGAAAGCGGCUAGCAGGUUGCAGUUUGAAACAGCAGAUGAUCAAGACUUCAUCGCAAUACAGAACGCUAUUGAAGAAGUUAUUUCAGAGCUGCAAAAACUGCCUGGGUUGUCCUAUCUGGAAGAGUUGAAGCUAGUGCUGCCCCCAGGGACACCAUCCAGCUCGCUGACUGAGAGGCUGCUGAGACAGAACGCUGAGCUGACCGGCUUUGUCAGCAGGCUGAGCGAGGAAAAGAACAAUCUGAGAAAUGCUGUUAUGAAACUGGAGGAAGAACUGAGAAGAUACCAGCACAGGCAACUUCCUGGAGACUAUUCUUCCAGACACUCAUCAGCUGUUGGGGUUAAUAUCGAUACUCUUGCCUCUGAGAAGGAAACCUGGAACAGAGAGAAGCUGUCACUGCAGAAGUCUUUGAAACAAGCUGAUGCGGAGCUCUCCAGGCUGAGAGCAGAGCUCAGGAGCGAAGCUUUCCUCAGAGAACUGGGAUCAGAUUCUGAAAACGCUGUUUUAAGGAGAAUUUAUGGCAAAUACCUGCGAGCAGAGAGCUUUCGGAAAGCUCUCAUCUAUCAGAAAAAGUACCUGCUGCUGUUACUAGGUGGAUUCCAGGAGUGUGAGGAAGCCACCCUGGCCCUCAUCGCGCGGAUGGGCGGGCAGCCUUCCUACACAGACCUCGAAAUCAUCACACACCAUUCGAAGGGGUUUACAAGAUUCCGCUCUGCAGUCAGAGUGUCCAUCGCAAUUUCAAGAAUGAAGUUCCUGGUUCAUCGAUGGCAGAGAGUUACAGGUUCUGGUAUACUGAGUGUCAAUAGGGAUGUCUUUAGCCAGAGCACAGGUAAUGAACUGCGGCCUGACUCAUUCUCUGGUGGCAUGGAUCUUUAUGGAGAGCAAAGGCAUUCCUAUAGAUCCAGGUUUCCCAGUAUGCAGGCGGACUUCAACCCAGCCUCUUUCGCCUGUUCUCAGCUGCAGAACUAUGAUCCUGAGAGAGCUUUAACAGAUUACAUCCACCGGCUGGAGGCCCUGCAAAGACGACUGGGCAGCGUGCAGUCAGGUUCGACUUCCUACACUCAGCUGCAUGUGGGUAUGAGAAGAUAAUACCUCAGUUCCACUAGCUCCGGCACUGGCAGUGAUGAUGUUCAUGGAUUGCGUUCCAUAAAUCCAUGCUCUUUCCCUGCUUUUUAUCAUGUGUAUAUUUUGGGACCAAGAUGAACACAGCUGUACAAUUGUAUUACAGGUCCAUCCUGGCACACCCCACAGACUGGGAUUUAUGUAUAUAGGCACUUUGUGUUCAUGCAAAAAACACCCCAAAACCAAACAAAAAACCACCCCAGAACAACCCAGCCCCCUCUCCCCCCUUCAAUUACGUGUAUAUUUGUGGAAUGCUAAUUUAAGUGAUUAACUUAUGAAGUGUGUAUUUAUCAAAAGGGUGCAAAGAUGAAACAUGUAUUAAUGAAAUGGAGCUACAUUCAGCAAAGUUUACUUGCACUUUUUCUGGCAAGGCUACUGAAGUUACCUGAUUCUCGUACUAUUUGCUACCGGCAGUGCAGACAGAAUAUCACUUGUAGAGACCUAUUUUUGUAAUGGUAGAAGUUUUGAAUUUUAUGGGUAUUUUGUCAAAGUACUGAAAUAAAGACAACCUCAUGCUUCUAA